GGAUGAUGAAAGUCAGAAUAGCUUAGAGUGUAUUCAAGCCAAUCAGAUUUUCCCUCGUAAGCAGCUGAUCCGUGAAGAUGAAAACCUUCAGGUUCCUUUCCAAGAACUACAUGGAGAGAGCACAGAGUUUGUGGGGCGAGCAGAAGAUGCGGUCAUUUCUUUGUCCAAUUAUCGUCUCAACAUUAAGUACAAAGAGUCUUUUAUCAAUGUUCCUUUGCAGCUGAUAGAAUCAGUAGAGUGCCGGGAUCCCUUCCAAGUCCACCUGACCUGCAAGGACUGCAAAGUAAUCAGGUGUCAGUUCUCCAACUUUGAGCAAGUCCAAGAAUGGCAAAAGCGUCUCAAUGCAGCCUUACGUCCUCCCAGUCGUAUAGAGGAUCUUUUCUCCUUUGCUUAUCAUGCCUGGUGCAUGGAGGUUUAUGCUAGCGAGAAAGAACAGCAUGGAGACUUGUGUCGCCCAGGUGACCACGUGAUCUCGCGCUUUAAGAAUGAAGUGGAACGGAUGGGCUUUGACAUGGAUAAUGCUUGGAGAAUUUCCAAUAUCAAUGAGAAAUUCAGAUUAUGUGCAAGCUAUCCACAAGAGCUGAUAGUCCCAGCAGGUAUAACAGACAAAGAAUUGGAGAGUGUUGCUAGCUUUCGCUCUUGGAAACGCAUUCCUGCAGUGGUGUACAGGCAUCAGAGUAAUGGUUCUGUUAUCGCUCGCUGUGGCCAGCCAGAGGUUAGCUGGUGGGGGUGGAGGAAUGCAGAUGAUGAGCAUCUUAUUCAAUCCAUAGCCAGAGCCUCUGCGUCUGACAGCAGCCGAAGCAGUCCAGGCAAAAUGGCUAAUGAUUCGUGCACACGUAGCAACGUUAAUGAAGUGCUUUCUGAGGUUGAUUUUGACUCCUCAAUGUCAAAUUCACCCUCUUCGGACAGCAAACUCUGCUCAGCCCCAAAAACUGUUGAUUCUUGAUGCCCGAUCCUAUGCUGCUGCUGUGGCCAAUCGUGCUAAGGGUGGAGGCUGUGAGUGUCCAGAGUAUUAUCCCAACUGUGAAGUUGUGUUCAUGGGGAUGGCCAAUAUUCACUCCAUCCGCAAGAGCUUCCAAUCGUUACGUCUGUUGUGCACACAGAUGCCAGAUCCAGCCAAUUGGCUAUCUGCACUGGAGGGCACAAAGUGGUUGCAGCACCUUUCCAUGUUACUCAAGUCAUCCCUGCUGGUUGUUCAUGCAUUGGAUCGUGAUCAGCGCCCUGUUCUAGUGCACUGUUCAGAUGGAUGGGACCGUACGCCACAAAUUGUAGCUCUCUCCAAACUCCUGCUGGAUCCAUAUUACAGGACCAUUGAGGGAUUUCAGGUUUUGGUGGAAACGGAGUGGCUGGACUUUGGGCACAAAUUUGCUGACCGCUGUGGGCAUGGGGAGAACUCUGAAGACCUGAAUGAGCGCUGCCCAGUCUUCUUGCAGUGGCUGGACUGUGUCCACCAAUUACAGAGACAGUUUCCUUGUUCUUUUGAGUUCAAUGAAGCUUUUCUGGUGAAAUUGGUACAGCACACCUACUCUUGCCUUUUUGGGACCUUCCUGUGUAACAACGCCAAGGAGAGGAGUGAGAAACACAUACAAGAGCGUACUUGUUCCGUUUGGUCACUUCUGCGAGCCGGUAACCGUGUUUUCAAGAAUUUGCUGUAUUCCUCUCAGUCAGAAACAGUUCUGUUUCCUGUGUGCCAUGUCCGCAAUCUGAUGCUGUGGAGUGCAGUUUACCUUCCUGGCUCAUCUCCAUCCACACCUAGUGAAGAAUCCUGCAUCCCCUACCCAAGCCCUGGUUCUGCCACAGAGGAACCACCACAUGGCAGGUUACCGAAGACAAGAUCAUAUGACGACCUUCCAACGGCUUGUGACUUAACUGUACCAUGUGUAAACCGGCGAAGCAGCGACCCCAGCCUAAAUGAGAAGUGGCAGGAGCAUCGACGUUCUCUGGAGUUAAACGGCUUGGCAAACUCUGUAGAAGAAGGGCAGGAAGGAGAGAGACUCCCUCUAGGGGCACAGCUGUCCAUGGCAGCUGGUGUUGGGGAAGGGCAAAUGGAAAACAUUUUACAGGAAGCCAGCAAGGAAGAAGGAGGGGGGGAAGAGCAGGCAGGAAAAUUGGCAAUUGGGGAAGUAGACGGGUAUAUAGAGAAAUCAGAAAAAGCACAGGAAGGGCCAGAGAAAUCAGAGAAGGAGUCAUACUUGAAUGGUGACACAGUAAAGGGGGAAAAUGAUGGGGAAAUAGAGAGUGUCGGUCUCAUGCCAGGGCAGCUAUGUGCAGAAAUUGACCACCCAGAACAUGGAACUGAAUCAUUUGAGCAGUCUGCGAAAGAGUUAUGUGCUAAUCAGGUAUGUGAGCCUGAGGAAUCACAGAGCCAGACUGCUGAGGAAUUGUCCUCUGAGCCAGAGGAGAAUGAGAAAUGUGAUGAAAGCGGGUCAAAAGAUGAACUCCGAAGUAGUCCCACAGAUGAUUCUAACAAUUUCCCAUCACACCUUGUACUUGAAACCUCCACAGAAACUUUAACAGAUGAUCAUUCACCUCCAUGGUCCAGCAUGCUGGACCAUGUGACCGCAGCAAAUGAACUUUCACAGAAACCAGAACAGGUAUCUGAUGAAGGCAUCGUUAUGACGGGCUUGUGUGGGCUUCAAAAUGAAAGGACGUGUUCUCCCUUUUCCCCUUAUUCAUAGUGCCUUUCCCCCUUCUGAAUGCAAUGCACAGACUGUAUGGAAUAGGGACCAAUCCUCACCUCCUCCUAUCCUAGAUGGACCAUGUCUUAGUGUGGACAAUCGUCGGGGAAAGCAGACAUUGUCACGUCAGAAUUCUUGUUCAAACAACCCUCAAAUCCACCUCAGAAACAUCCCACACAAGUGCCCUUUGCACAGUUGUGGGAGGCACCGCAUAGGAGCACCCCAGAGCAGCCAGCCCGCAAUCACUUGGAUGAUGAUGGGAUGCCGUUGUAUGUGGAUGCUAUUCAGCAAAGACUGAGACAAAUGGAAAGUGGCCAUCAACAAGAAGUGGAAACUUUGAAGAAACAAGUGCAGGAGCUACGUUGUCGACUUGAGAGCCAUUUACACAACAGCCCCCUCCGUUUCAAUGGAGAAUAUACAGAUGAGGUGACCUCAAUUCCUGACUCUGAAAGCAAUCGGGACCCCAGCUGUUUGUCGGGCUGCAGCACAGAGCCUUUCUCUGAGGCCAGCUGGGAGCAGGUAGACAAGAGGGACACUGAAGUAAGCCUUCUGUCCUCUUCACCAUCCAAAAGCAUUAG
Molecule: messenger RNA, 3256 nt
Organism: Staurois parvus
Lineage: Eukaryota; Metazoa; Chordata; Amphibia; Anura; Ranidae
Source: the annotation of a GenBank genome assembly